Asparagus officinalis (garden asparagus) is the source of this 2888-nucleotide messenger RNA. RefSeq lists its product as uncharacterized. The transcript is spliced from 7 exons. The coding region runs from base 430 to 2568 and encodes 712 amino acids. NCBI's taxonomy places the organism in Eukaryota, Viridiplantae, Streptophyta, Magnoliopsida, Asparagales, Asparagaceae. The record is from RefSeq and is a predicted model, not a curated record.
AUCUAAGCCCAGAGAGCGGAGUUUCACCGAUCGAUUUCUCAAAGCCAAAAAUUUUCCUCCGCUCCUCCGCUCGCCUCUCCUCUCGUCGCUCGUCUGUUCGCCGCUCGUCGUUCCUCCUCUCGCCUCUCCUCCGUUCACAUCUCCUGGCGCUCGGCGCUCGGCGAUCCUCAUCUCGCAUCUCCCUCAAAUCACAGUCGUCGAACCCUAACUAGCUAACAAUCUCCGCCGCUUCACCUCCUCAGCCAUCAUCAUUCGACGAGGAUAACUCGAUACCCUAAUUUGAUUGAAGUUUGCCUAGUAGGACCGAUUUCUUGAUUGACCGAGGGAAAAAGUCCUGUCAAGCUGAAUCGGGAGAAUUGGUUUCUUGAUUGACAGAGAUACUGGCUAAUACUGGCUAAUCGAAGAGGUAGCUGAAGAGACAAUGUUGCUAUGGUCACCUAUCACUGGUUUUUGGCUUGUGGAAAGGUCAGGAAAAUAACUCAUCCUCUUCUAGGAAAUAAUAGGUCCAAUUAUUCUAGAUUACAUGAUCAUGGAAAACAUUCUGUCGCUGGAUUCCCAUCCACAUGCCAGACAUCAUCUCAGCAAAAGUUUUCUCAGGAAGGAAAUGCCUUAUUUACAAUUAAAACCAUGGCACAGCUUUCUUCAGCCCACAGUUCAAUUGCAUAUCAACCCCAGCUUGCUUGGAGAAGACUUUCUUUGAUAUCCUCAUGCAGAGGAUAUGCCGCUUCAGUUUUCAGGAGUGUCAAAUUCUCUGCUUUAGCAAGUGAAUCAAGAUCUUCCAGAUUACAUGAGUAUGGAAGGCAUUCUGAUUUUCGUCUCAGGUGCAGAGCAUUUUUACAUUCUAAAGCUUUUUGGGGAGGGAAGACAACGUAUGGAGCUAAGGAAAAUCUGUACAAGAGUUUUUCUUUUAAGCAGUUCUCUUGUUCUUCAGUCAAUUGUUCAGCAGCAUAUAGAGCCCAAUUUGCUUGGAAAAGCUUUUCUAAAAUACGCUCAUAUAGAGGUCAGGUCUCUCCUACAGUGAACAAGAUUACAUAUGCCAUGAGCUUGGCUUUCACUAGAUUUCAUAUGGUUCCGAGUGUUCUAGCAUUUUUUGGAGGAGCAUGUUCCAAGGUUGCUUGGGCAGAUGGAGAUUACUUUUCAACAGGGAACAAUUUGUACACACAAGCACAAGAUGGCCAUAUUUAUGUCACUUAUUUGAUAUUUUCAGUGUUGGAGUUCUUCAUUUUGUUGUUAAGAGCAGUUUAUUUGGCAUUUUUAUUCUCGCCGAUCAUAGUAAUGGCUCCAUUCGCAGACACUUUAGGGAUUGAGUACAGGAAGACAUGGCUUCGACUUGUUCAUCGUACUCUAGAAAAAGCUGGGCCUGCAUUUAUCAAAUGGGGUCAGUGGGCAGCUACACGGCCAGACCUGUUCCCUGGAGAUCUUUGUACUGAGUUAACAAAGCUCCAUUCUAAGGCCCCUGCUCACAGCUUUGCUUACACUAAAAAGACAGUUGAGAAAGCAUUUGGUCGUAAAAUUUCUGAUAUUUUUGAGGACUUUGAGGAGGAACCUUUGGCAUCUGGAAGUGUUGCACAAGUUCAUCGAGCUUCUCUUCGAUUUCGAUAUCCGGGUCAACGGACAAAACAUAUGGUUGUUGCUGUAAAAGUUAGACAUCCAGGUGUUGGUGAAUCAAUUAAGGGGGAUUUUACAAUCAUCAAUACGGUUGCCAAAAUCUCAAAGUUUAUCCCAACAUUAAAGUGGCUGCGCUUAGAUGAAAGUGUACAACAAUUUGCUGUUUUCAUGAUGUCUCAGGUUGAUCUUGCAAGGGAAGCUGCCCACCUGAGUCGUUUUAUUUACAAUUUCCGCAGCUGGAGGGACGUUUCUUUUCCUAAGCCUCUUUAUCCACUUGUUCAUCCUACUGUUCUAGUGGAGACAUAUGAACAUGGAGAAAGCGUUUCUCACUAUGUUGAUGAGCUUGGAGGAAAUGAUCGACUUAAAAGUGCUCUUGCUCAUAUUGGUACUCAUGCACUCCUGAAGAUGCUCCUGGUCGACAAUUUUAUCCACGCAGAUAUGCAUCCUGGCAACAUUCUUGUCCGAGCCCCACGAUCCAAACAUCCAAAUAAAAGGCUUUUCAAGUCAAGACCACAUGUUGUAUUCCUUGAUGUAGGCAUGACAGCAGAGCUUUCAAGUAGUGAUCGUGUGAAUUUGCUAGAGUUCUUUAAGGCUGUUGCUCUUCGAGAUGGCCGUACUGCUGCUAACUGCACAUUGAGGUUAUCUAAGCAACAGAACUGCCCAAAUCCAAAGGCUUUUAUUGAGGAAGUGGAAAAAUCAUUCUCCUUUUGGGGCACCCCUGAGGGGGAUAUUGUCCAUCCAGCCGAGUGCAUGCAUCAAUUACUUGAGCAGGUUCGGCAGCAUAGAGUCAAUAUUGAUGGCAAUGUUUGCACUGUGAUGGUAACAAUGCUGGUUCUGGAGGGUUGGCAGCGCAAGCUGGAUCCAAGUUAUGAUGUGAUGCACACACUACAGACUUUGCUUUUUAAAUCUGAUUGGGCUGUCUCUCUCAAGUACACAAUUGACGGUCUCAUGGCACCCUGAGUGUAUUUCUUUACCGCUAUCUCUACAGUCAGUAAAAGUUUGCAUUCUAGAAGAUGUUAAAAUUCAAUUUUGAAAAAAGUUUUGCCUCUUGUUUUUCAAGUUGUGCUUCCACUUGAUACCAAUUUUGUUUUUUGAAGUCAUUAGGAUGAUUUUUGUAAUAAUACGAAGGUACAUUUAACUUGUCCUAAUUCUUACUAUACGAUAUCCCUCCGCAUAUCAAGUUCAUUUUUGCUCUGGAUCUGAAACAUACAUCAUAGUCGUAAUGUAUUCUAUGUACCGAAGAUGUUCAAUAAAACCAUCAGAUGUUUUGGCAUGACAAA